CCGUGCGUCUCUGCGCCGAGCGCGGUUGCUAUGGCGCCCGGGUCUCGGUAGGCACCUGUCGUUCCUAGCACGGCGGCUAGGAGAGGAGCGACCUUGGGACCCUCGACGCACCCUCCAAAAGAAGAUUUCCAGCCUGGUUCCUAAGGGUUCUGCCUCAGCCCCAAGGAGGAAAGCACGCGUUCUUCCCUCUUUUCCGCAUUCCAGGUCUCUUCCUCUUCUCUCCACAGUAUGGCCCGAAACUAGAGGAGGAGAGCCCCUCCUGGCGUGGCCUUUCUCGUCCCCGGCUGGAGUGAUUCUGCCUGAAGAAGGAUUCUCCCGUUUCCCCCGGACCCAGCUGUCGCAGACCUUUAGUAUUAGGGUGCUUCUCUUAUUUAGAGUGAGCUUGGACACCCUCAGUGAGUUGGCUAGGCGUUCCUUUUCUAACUUUACAGGUGAGGAGACGCACCCCUGGACAGACUGCACCGGGUCCAGGACGCUACAAAGUCCACGGAGGCACAGCUUUGCCCUGCUUGUAGACCCGCGGACAAAGAACUGCCAUUUUCUGCUUUUUUGGCCGAUGUUCGUCAUGCAUAACCUUGAAUUCCGAUGAAGCUUUGGAGGCCUUUUGUUUCUCAACAUCAGAGAUCAUCAAGUAAAAGUUCAUUUAGAAGACAUACUUCGCCAUCUUGAGAAAGAAGGAAUUGAACCUGGCAACUACAGAAGAAAACUCCAUUUCUCUGGUACUUACUCUAGCACAGUGAAGACAGACUGAGGACUGCUACCAGAAAUGUAGAAGAGCUUACAAGGAAGCACAUGGAAAAAACAAGAGAAGUGGAAAAUUAUGCAAACCAUGUCUGUAACUUAACAGAGGGAAGAGAAGCAUUUUCUCAUGGUUAUGACAAGGAAAACGAACAGCUUAGACACGCGUUUAAAGCACUCCAACUCAAACAGGAUUCUGCACUUGAGAAGGCUCAACUAGAAAUUGAGAAAUUGAAAGAAAAUUUAAUAAAGCUGAAAGAAAAUGAUGCAAUUGACCUACAGAAAGCAAAGGAACAUAAUCAGAGACUGGAUGAGGAAAUUCUGGCUUUAAGAAAUCGGGUUCGAUCGCUUGACUCAGAAAAAAAGGUGCUUGGCGAAAUGGUUGAAAGACUUAAAGGAGAGAUGCAUGAAUCUCAAGAGAAUAAGCAACUUGGAAACCACUCUCCCGAAAGAACUGUAGAUGCUAAACAAAGAGUACAGAAGCAGUUUCAACCUCAAAGGAGUAGUAUUUACUGUUAUAUUCCCAGGACUCUGAGAUAAUAGGGAAGAGGAAAAUAAAAAAUAAAAAUAAAAUAAAAAAAUAAAUAUUCCCAGGACUCAGCAAAGCACCAAGGCAUAUUUUGUACUCAAUAACUGUCUGUUGAAUGAAUGAGUGAAUAUACAAAUCAAUAAGAAGAAAGGUGAUUUUAAAUAUUUGAUAGGAUAAUAAUUUGUUAAAAAUAAUUGAAAGGAAGUAUUGUACACAUGAAACCCUAUAGUUUUUAGAAGGUAAAACUUUUCAUACAAAACAUAAAUAAGAGAGGUAAAAACCUACCUGAUAGGUACAAUGAACACUCAUCAGGUCUUGGGCACACUAAUAACCCUGAUUUAAGCAUUAUAAAAGCUAUCAUGUAAUAAAAAUAUUUAUACCCCCUUAAUAUUUUGAAAAAAAUAAACAAAAGCAGAGUGAAUCUCUCACGCAAAUCUCACUCUUCCAUUCUUCCUUCUGACAUUCUAGGAAAAAGAUAAUGAUGUCCAGUAUUGCCUUUUCUUUUUGUGUCUGGGAAGGAGGGUAAUCAUGGUAGCUAAUCCUUCCACCCCAUUUCUUCCACCCUUUCAAGUGACAACAAAGUCUAGAACAAACUGAUUGCAGGAUAGGAGAGGUGUGAUUGCUCUGAUAAGUUGUCUGCCAAAACAGAAAUAUAUUUCUAGAGACCUUACCUGUGUGAGAAUGGCUUAAAGUCUUUGACUAUUUUUUUUUUUUUGAGAUUGAGUCUUACUCUGCCACCCAAGGUAGAGUGCAGUAGUGUCAUCAUAGCUCACUGUAACCUCAAACUCCUGGGCUCAAGUGACCUUCUUGCUUCAGCCCCGGAGUAGUUGAAACUACAGAUGCACACCACGAUGCUGAUAGAUUUUUCUAUUUUUAGUAGCGAUGGGUCUCGCUCUUG
Microcebus murinus (gray mouse lemur) is the source of this 2165-nucleotide messenger RNA. Lineage: Eukaryota; Metazoa; Chordata; Mammalia; Primates; Cheirogaleidae. The record is from RefSeq and is a predicted model, not a curated record.